CUUUCCUCAGAUGCCGGGAAAGUGCAUGUAGACGCAUUAAGUUGCACAUGCAAGGGGUUUGCAAUCACAAGUCUGCCUUUUUGUUCCAGAUUGUCCACUACAAAUCCCUAGGAUUAAAGGUUUUGCCAAAUAAUGUUUCCAAAACAUCAUUACCUCAAACUUGGCACAAGCCAAGAACGAAAGAUAUAAAUCCUGAGCCAAUUUCUUCUCUGCAGAUUCAAAAGCCUGUGAAAUUUGCAAAGAAGAAACUUCAGUCAAAUGGAGAUAAAAUUGAAGACAAGAGGACAAAAGAAAGAGACAACUCCAUAUGCAUUGAGCCCACUGUGUAUAACCCUUUGCAAGAUGAAGAUUAUUCUGCAAAAAAAUUUAUUGCAGACUUUAAAAAAUCCUUUGCAAGUGGCCCAAAAACACAGUUUUCCUACAUUCUGGAUGCAGAUCAGGAAGAUAACCUAGUUUCAUCUUCUUAUGGAAUGCUACCCAAAGGCUCAGUUAUCAGUUACCAUUUUCCACUGAAGGAAGUUGACAACUUUUGCAAGCUUAAAGAUACACCUACCUUCCCAGCCAUUCCGUUGUAUUCUCUAAGUAGAGUCUACUCGACUGUGUUUGACAGAAAUAGCAUAGAAAUUUUUGAAAAGAACAUUGUGACCGAAGAGGAAGCUAUUUCAAUUGAAAAUGAGACCAGAGAGCAAUCAGUUACUCCUUUAUGGCAUGAAAUGAGAUGCAGUAGAAUAACAUCAACUAAGUUCAAACGGAUUGUUUCACGUCGUGAUAAUUUUGCAAAACUUGCUUUGGAUUUAGUAAGUACAAAAAAUAUACAAACAGCUGCGAUGAGAAGAGGCAUUGCUUGUGAGAGAAAAUGGCUGCUUCUGCAUAUGAAUAACAGGGGAGUCAAUCUCUACAGAGCUGGUUUUUGUAUAAACUGGGGAAUACCAUACUUAGGGACUUCACCUCAUUAUAAAGUAUAUGAUCCAGCUGAAGACCCAUGUUUCGGUCUUCUUGAAAUAAAGUGCCCUGAUAAACAAACAAUCACAGAAGUACCAUACCUGAAAAAAAAGGAUGGCAAGAUACACCUCAAUGAUUGUCAUGAGUACUACUACCAAGUAAUUGGUCAGCUUGGGAUAACGGGCCUGAAGUGGUGUGAUUUUAUGGUUGGUGCCCAGAAGACCACUUUGUUGAAAGAAUUCACUUUGAUGAAACAACUUUUUUAA
This is a messenger RNA of Rhopilema esculentum, 1208 nucleotides long. NCBI's taxonomy places the organism in Eukaryota, Metazoa, Cnidaria, Scyphozoa, Rhizostomeae, Rhizostomatidae. The record is from RefSeq and is a predicted model, not a curated record.